GUCGAAUUUGCUUCACCCUUUAAUUAACAUGCAUCGGUAUAUUUUAUUCCAUUCAGUUCAAUAUUUAUAAAUAUGAUUCCAUUAGAUGUAGGGUCUAAAGGUCAUAUUCCAUUGGCUGUCUAUUUGCGAUUUGCGAUCAAAUCAAGCUCGUUCGGUAGCGGGGUCGCAGAGGGUUCAAUGGUGAGGCGAGGAUUGAAAUGAUCUGUGCGCUGUUCCUCGAUUAACCAAAUAUUGAACUUUAAAUGUGUAGAUAAGAGGAAAACAGUCCAGGCCUAUCUCUCGUUCAAAUUUUUAGUGUAAAUUUAGAAAAAUGGCUGCACCAACUAGAAUAUUAAGCCGUGUGUUGGCUGAUGGAAUUAAGGUCGGCCAGUCCAUCAGGUUUAACAGUUACGAAAGCACAAGGAAAAAUUUAAAAUUGACCGCUCAAUCCAAAGUUAUUUGCCAAGGUUUCACCGGAAAACAAGGGACUUUUCACAGUAAACAAGCCAUCGAAUAUGGAACUCGAAUGGUCGGUGGCGUUUCACCGGGAAAGGGUGGAAAAACACACUUAGAUCUGCCCGUCUUUAAUUCUGUUAAAGAGGCUCGCGACGCUACUGGUGCAGACGCCACUGUCAUUUACGUACCUCCUCCGGGGGCUGCAGCAGCCAUAACCGAAGCCAUCGAUGCCGAAAUUCCUCUGAUCGUUUGCAUAACUGAGGGCAUUCCUCAGCAUGACAUGGUCAGAGUCAAACACAAGCUUCUUCGCCAAAGUAAAUCGAGACUAAUCGGACCGAACUGUCCGGGAAUCAUUGCUCCUGAGCAAUGCAAGAUAGGAAUAAUGCCCGGUCACAUUCACCAGAAGGGCGUUAUUGGAGUCGUUUCCAGAUCGGGUACGUUGACCUACGAGGCGGUUCACCAGACCACCCAAGUCGGUCUGGGGCAGACUCUUUGCGUUGGUAUCGGUGGAGAUCCGUUCAACGGAACGGAUUUCAUAGAUUGCCUUGAAGUAUUCAUAAACGAUCCGGAAACCAAAGGUAUCAUUCUGAUUGGAGAAAUCGGAGGCGUGGCUGAAGAACAGGCUGCGGAAUAUCUGAUGAAACACAAUUCUGGUCCUAAUGCUAAGCCUGUAGUAUCCUUCAUUGCCGGUCUGUCUGCUCCUCCGGGACGUCGUAUGGGACAUGCUGGUGCUAUUAUCUCCGGGGGCAAGGGAGGGGCCCAGGAUAAGAUAAAUGCUUUGGAGAAGGCGGGUGUCAUCGUAACGAAGUCACCUGCUCAAAUGGGUAAUGAAUUGGUUAAAGAGAUGCGUCGUUUAGGGUUAGCUUAAAAAGUCGUAAUGAAACCAGUAAAGGCUGUUUUAUGCGUCAUCUAAUCAUUUUAUUAACUGUUUAGCAUUGGAAAUUUUAACUGAUUUGCCUCACCAGUCCUUCUAUGUGUAUAUUCCAAAUUCCACUUGUUAAUAAAAAUAUUGUAAAG
Messenger RNA from Phyllotreta striolata, 1452 nucleotides. NCBI's taxonomy places the organism in Eukaryota, Metazoa, Arthropoda, Insecta, Coleoptera, Chrysomelidae. The record is from the annotation of a GenBank genome assembly.